Theileria annulata is the source of this 771-nucleotide messenger RNA. RefSeq names its product purine nucleoside phosphorylase, putative. The record is from RefSeq and is a predicted model, not a curated record. Bases 1 to 771 code for a protein of 256 amino acids. Gene Ontology annotation, biological process: nucleoside metabolic process. The transcript has a single exon. NCBI's taxonomy places the organism in Eukaryota, Apicomplexa, Aconoidasida, Piroplasmida, Theileriidae. Gene Ontology annotation, molecular function: catalytic activity.
AUGCCAUCCUCAUCUCCCUACUUCUUUAAUAAGACUAAUAUACCGCCUAGAAUCGGCUACUUCAAAUCCGUAAUCAUAUUCGGAGACCGGUCCUGGUUUGACGUGAUUUUACCCAUGGUCGAUAGCUAUAUCGAAUUUGGGGACUAUAAAAACAUGAAGUCGGUGGAAGUGUCGUAUAAGGGCCGUAAAAUACUUUUGUACAGUUUUGGAUUUGGAUUUGUAGAUUUAAACCGCGUCGUUACAGAAUCUUGGUUCUUGGGCGCGUUAUAUUUUAUAUUUUUAAAUUUUUCAAUACCAUUAUUACCUUCAAGCCAAAUCAAAGAUAAGGAUAUAUUUACAAUAUACGCAUCUUGCAGGAACGAAUCUGGGACAUUCGCAGAAGUCGAUUACAGGUACCCAGCUGUGGCCCAUCCGACAAUUGUUAGAGCCCUGAGAACGUCAUCAGAAUCGCUGGGAUAUACAUUGAAACCACAAAAAUCGGUAGUAGUGGACGGUUACUACGAGAAAAAGGUGAAAAGGCCUACACUCAUGGACGAGAUUGUUCAAACUGAUAUCGAGUUACAGGAUUGGGAUUCCUCUAACAUGUUAGUGUACUCAAGUCUCAGAAAGGUUAAAAGCGGAAUAUUAACAUGUGUUGGUCUAAAGCCCAAUUUAGUAAAUAUGUACGGUGAAUUUUCAGAUUUUUCAAAUUACAAUCAACAGAUGAAUCUAAUGGCAAAAAUCGCAUUAGAGGCCUGCUUACUAGUUGAACCUCUGGAAAAUAAUAGAUAA